Molecule: messenger RNA, 4746 nt
Organism: Sclerotinia sclerotiorum 1980 UF-70
Lineage: Eukaryota; Fungi; Ascomycota; Leotiomycetes; Helotiales; Sclerotiniaceae
Exons: 4
Coding region: 1-4746 (1581 amino acids)
Molecular function (GO): protein binding; RNA-DNA hybrid ribonuclease activity; nucleic acid binding
Source: RefSeq, a predicted model, not a curated record
AUGCCCGAUCCACUUGAUAGUGUUACCGCUAGAAUCGUUACUAGAAUCGAAGCUUUACUCCACCUUGGUAACACAGUCCAUCAAUAUCUAAAUAAUAUCAAAGACCCAAUCACAGAUUACAGCAAUAUCAUCAACGAGAUCAACUCUAUAUAUGAAAUCCUUUCUACUUUACAAGCUAAUAUACAAAACAAUUCAAUCAAUAAUGAAGAUUGGUCGACAAUUUUUCAAAGACUUGAAGACUCCGAUGGCCCAUUAAACCUCUUAAAGACAGCACUCCAGGAAUUAACUACGAAAUUCGAGGAUACAGCUUCUACCAUAGAUGUUAGGGUUCUUCCAUGGGAUUUCAAGCAGAAUGAAGCAGAGGAACUCUUCCGAUUUGUUACAAAGCAGAGAUCCUUACUAUCUUUGGCUUUGAGGAAUAACUAUGUUGCACCUUCGACGGAUAUCCACAGUAAUACACUCCCUAUUCGUGAUAUCGAGAAUACAAACCUUCAUAAACGAUAUUACACAAAUCAUGAUACAACUUUCAACUCGCAGUAUCAAGAUGAUAAAUCCCGAUAUAUACCUGAAACACAGUCUAAACGACAGAGAAUUAAUCGACAAGGCAAUUUUACAAACGCGGGCGGGUCACAAUUCAUUGCAUCAAACCUUAAUUCUGGAGGAGGGUCUAUUAAUAUCAAUACUCACACCUUGGAAAACCGCUGCCUAAUCGACCUACGAACCACCGAUCCACGAUUGGACAAGAGACGUAUCGAAGAGACUAAAGGAGGACUACUCGAUAAUGUAUAUAAUUGGAUUUUCGAUAAUAGUGAUUUUCAACAAUGGCACUUUAACCGAGAUGAUCGCCUACUUUGGAUUAAAGGAGAUCCUGGUAAGGGCAAGACCAUGUUGCUCUGUGGUAUAAUAAAUGAGCUGCAGAGAUCGGAUGAGACUGCCUUAGCCUAUUUCUUUUGCCAAGGCACUGAUGCACGCAUUAAUAGUGCUGUAGCUGUUCUACGUGGCCUUAUCUAUAUGCUCCUAGAUCGGCAGCCUGCCCUUCUCUCGCAUUUACAAAAGAGAUAUGAGAAGGCAGGGGAACAGUUAUUCAAAGAUGCUAAUACCUUUAUAGCACUCUCUGAGAUUUUGAAGGAUAUCUUGCAUGAUAAGAAUUUGAAGCCGACGAUCUUGAUUAUUGAUGCACUUGAUGAAUGCCAAAAAGACCUGCCACAAUUACUUCGCCUAAUUGUUUCGGGCUUAUCCAUUUCUUCUCGUGUUAAAUGGCUUGUCUCUAGUCGGAACUGGCCCGAAAUCGAAGAGCAGUUACAACAGGCCGAACAGGGAACCUGGCUCAGUCUCGAGCUGAAUGCUGAAUCAGUAUCUGCUGCUGUCAGGUGGUAUAUCCAAGAGAAGGUGAAAUAUCUUGCGAGAACAAAAAAAUACACAACGAAGACAAAGGAUACUAUCGAACGUUAUCUCCUAGAACAUGCAAAUGGAACUUUUCUUUGGGUGGCUUUAGUUUGUCAAAAUCUUGAAAAAGCUCGAUUAUUCACGAAUUCAAAGCUACAAGAUUACCCUUCCGAACUUGAUCCUUUAUAUAAUCGUAUGAUGGAACAGAUAGUAGAUAUGGAAGAUAUCGAGGCGGCUCAGAUAUGCCUUCAGAUCCUGGCUAUUGUAGUAAUAGCAUAUCGGCCUCUUACGCUUGACGAACUAAUGUCCCUGAUGGAGAUGAAUAAUGAGAAUCCACUAGAGGAAAUAAUACAACUUUGUGGUUCCUUUUUGGUUUCUCGUAACAGGAGUGUAUUCUUUGUUCAUCAAUCAGCGAAAGAUUUCCUUUCUAAAAAGGCUGCUAGAAGGAUAUUUCCCGAUGGAAUUAGCAAAGUCCAUGAUAAGGUAUUUCGAAAUUCGGUAACAAUUAUGAGUAACACUCUAAAACACAAUAUAUACGACUUGUGUCAUCCCGGUUUCCCUAUUGAUAAAGUCAAGCAGCCUGAUCCCGACCCAUUGGCAUGUGUACAGUAUUCCUGUAUCUACUGGGUUGAUCAUUUAAAAAAUGGAGAUCCUGAACAAAAGAAAGAAUAUAUUCAAGAUAAUGGUUAUAUUCAUAUAUUCCUAAAAAAGCGUUUGCUGCAUUGGCUGGAGGUUAUGAGCUUGAUAAAGAAAAUUUCAGAGGGUAUCAUUGCAAUAAGCUCUUUAGAAUCGUAUUUUUCUAAUAUUAAAGGUUCUGAACUUUAUACCUUUAUAUAUGAUGCUAAACGAUUCUUGCUACACAAUCGAGUAGGAAUUGAACAAGCUCCUCUUCAAAUCUAUUGCUCGGCUCUUUUCUUUGCUCCAGAGAAUAGUAUUAUUCGAAAAACAUUUCAAGAAUAUAUUCCAAGUUGGAUUUAUAAAAUAUCAAGGACACGAUCAAAUUGGAGUGCCGCCCUCCAAACGCUCGAGGGUCAUUCGAGUUGGGUUAGGUCUGUUGCCUUCUCACCAGAUGGUACAAAAGUAGCUUCGGGCUCUUACGAUAAAACAAUCCGGCUUUGGGAUACAGUCACGGGCGAAUCGCUUCAAACGCUCGAAGGUCAUUCGAUUUGGGUUUCUUCAGUUGCCUUCUCACCAGAUGGUACAAAAGUAGCUUCGGCCUCUUACGAUAAAACAAUCCGGCUUUGGGAUACGAUCACGGGCGAAUCGCUUCAAACGCUCGAAGGUCAUUGGAGUUGGGUUUCUUCAGUUGCCUUCUCACCAGAUGGUACAAAAGUAGCUUCGGGCUCUCGCGAUGAAACAAUCCGGCUUUGGGAUGUAGUUACGGGCGAAUCGCUUCAAACGCUCGAAGGUCAUUGGAGUUGGGUUAACUCAGUUGCCUUCUCACCAGAUGGUACAAAAGUAGCUUCGGGCUCUCGCGAUCAAACAAUCCGGCUUUGGGAUGUAGUUACGGGCGAAUCGCUUCAAACGCUCAAGGGUCAUUCGUAUUUCGACACAUCCUCAAUAUUUGAACAGUACUAUAUAUCAAACCAUUGGAUAGUUGAAAGCAUCAAUCGAAUGCAAUUGUCCCCAAAGAAAUCCAUCGAUACAGCAAUAUUACUCACUACCGAAAUCGAAAGAAAUUCAAGAUCCAAGAAAAAAACCUCAACUCUCUUCCUGGAUGUUAAAGGUGCCUUUGAUCAUGUAUCUAUGAACAAAUUAUUAGAUAUCUGCAAGAACCUAAACCUCCCAACCAGCCUAAUCGCCUGGAUCUCAUCUUUUUUGAAGGAAAGGCUACUCAAGCUCUCAUUCGAUGGCCAAAUUGAAACCUUCAAACCGAUCAAUACCGGGAUCCCCCAAGGCAGCCCUAUUUCGCCAAUCCUCUUCUUAAUUUAUAUUCGAGAUCUAUUCUCAGCAAAUUCAAUCAAAUAUCUCUCAUAUAUAGAUGAUAUAGCUUUAACAACAUUUUCAACAUCCUGGAAAAAGAACAUCAUCUCCCUCGAAAGAGCAACUAAACAGAUAUAUGCUCUGGGCAAAGAAAAUGCUAUUCAAUUUGAUCUAGCGAAGACGGAACUAAUACACUUCUCUACAUCCAAAGAUACGAAGACAGCCUCAAUCAAGCUUCCGAACGAGGAAAUAAUUCAACCCUCAACAUUAGUUAGAUGGCUAGGCAUAUGGUUCGACCCUGGCCUCAGUUUCAAACAACAUGUCACAAUCCGAGCUACCCAGGCUAAAACCUCAUUCUACCGAAUGGCUAGACUUGCUAAUUCUGAAAAAGGCCUUAGUCCCAAGGCAAUGAGACAGCUCUAUAUGGCAUGCGUCACCAGUAUAGCUGACUACGGUUCAAUUUUAUGGUGGAAAGGGCAAAACCAAUUCAAGAAAAUCCUUCAAUCCCUGCAAAACCUCGCCCUUCGAAAAAUCCUAGGAGUAUUCAAAACCUCACCAAUAAAACCAAUGGAAAUAGAAGCCGCAUUGUGCCCUCCAGAAGUAAGGCUAAAUGCUGGAAUCAAACAAUACGCCUUCAGAUUAUUGAAAAUCUCCCCUUCUCAUCCCGUCAAUUUAAUAGCUACAAAGCUGGCUACAGAAAAGGAGAAUCAAGAUGUAGUUGCAACCCCUCGAAGAAAGCAAUUAAAACCUACUCAACUCGAAAAGAUCAAAAAUUCAAUCCAGAAAGACUUCGAUCCUCUCACUUUAGAAGGAAUCCAUCAUUUCUACUUUCCUCCUUGGAAGAAAGAAGUUCCAUAUAAAGUCAAUAUCAGCAAAUUAGGAAAAGAAGAAGCUGCGAUGAUCCACAAUCUGGCUUUCAAAUAUAGGUGCAAAAAUACCAUUACAAUAUAUACCGAUGCCUCAUCCACUUUAGAGGGAAUAGGGAUUGGGAUCGGGAUAGCGGUUAUCUUACCAAAUGGCCGAAUUUCACAUCAAGAGACUAUCAAUAUAGGUGUGAAUCAGCUUGUCUAUAAUGGGGAGCUCCUAGGAGUUACUAAAGCGAUCGAAUACGCAAAUUCAAUAGCCCAGCCAGGAAACAAGUUCAAGAUAUACUCAGAUAAUCAAGCAGGAUUAUUCCGGUUGAAAACCCCCUCCGAUUUACCUGGUCAAUCAUGCCAAAUCAAAGCUAUAAAAGCUGCGGAAGCUAUUCAAAAUAAAGGAGCCGAAAUCUCUCUCAAUUGGGUCCCCGGACAUACAUUUGUACAAGGAAAUGAGCUAGCUGAUUCUCUUGCAAAAGAGGCGACCAAAAUACCAUCCUCAUCUCACGAAACCAGUUAUGCCUCCAUUGGAAUGAAUAUAAAAAGAAUUGUUGGUACGAGAAGGAUACGGAAGACGUAG